AUGCCCCGGGUAUCCCCAGAUCGCACCAAUCCAAACCACAUCAUCUCGGUCUUGAACUCGCCUUCUGUAUCUUCUACUUCGCCUUCGCCUUCGCUUUCGCCAGAACCUCAACAGCUUUCUUCAAAUCCCAACAUGGUGGGCCGAAAGAACAUGCGCUCAAGCCCUAAGGGGGACACUGUGCCCGUCACCUAUACUCCGACCACCCACCGCAUCAGUAAAGCAAAGAAGGGAAAGCGCGUACAUGCUUGCCAACAUGACGGCUGUGGAAAGGUCUUCACCAGAGCCGAGCACAAGAGACGACAUGAACUGAACCACAACCCGGAGGCUUCAUAUCGGUGCACACAGCAAGGAUGCAAGAAAACCUUCCAUCGCACGGAUCUACUUGCACGUCACAUUGAGAGACACGAGCUUGAGUCGCAAACAGACCAGCCCUCAUGGGUACCCAAACAAGAACCCAUUCUCACCGAGUCUUCUAUCCCGCGUUGUAUAUCAAUGGACAGUGGAAUGCCUUUGAGCGCAGCACAACCAAACACUAUGUCUAUUGGCUCUGUCGUGGCACCUGGAAUCCAUCCAGAUCUGGCCAACGACUGCUCUUUGAUGUGGAGCGGCGUCGACUUGCCCUUGCAGCCCCGGCCAACAUUCCACAACCACCUCUCCGAAACCGCGGACGACAGUCCAUUCUACUCAUCCCCGGCAGAGACAUGCCCGUCACCUCUAUCUGAUACCACAUUCUCCCUUCCUGCCCACUCCAGCUCCUCUAUGUCUUCUACCUCUACUUCCGUCAUCGACCACUACCCCAAAAACAUCUUCAAGGGCGAUGCCCACGCCUCUCCGCUUCAACUCCACACACCUCUCCUCCGUUGGGACGCCGAUGCCGGCAUGCCCCCAUCACAUCUGGUCCCCAUGUCUAUGGGAGAGAACUUGAUCCAGCCUCCCGUACAGUGCCACUACCCCUCUCCAUCUUGGUCCAGCUCCGACUGCCUUCCCUACGAGGACCAAGUCCAAACCAUGCCCCACUUCCAGCCCAUCAGCUGGGGCAUGUGA
Molecule: messenger RNA, 1044 nt
Organism: Penicillium salamii
Lineage: Eukaryota; Fungi; Ascomycota; Eurotiomycetes; Eurotiales; Aspergillaceae
Source: the annotation of a GenBank genome assembly